AUGCAGAGAAAGAACUUCACAGAAGUGGCAGAAUUCAUCUUCCUGGGUUUCUCUACCUUUGGAAAGCACCAGAUAACCCUCUUUGUGGUUUUCCUUACCAUCUCCAUUUUCACCCUGGCUGGGGACAUCAUCAUUGUGACCAUCAUUUGCAUUGACCUUCACCACCACAUACCCAUGUACUUCUUCCUGAGCAUGCUGGCUAGUUCUGAGACCGUGUACACAUUGGUCAUCAUCCCACGAGUGCUCUCUGGUCUUAUUUUUCAUAACCAGCCUAUCUCCUUGUAAGGCUGUGCAACCCAGAUGUUCUUUUCUGUCAUCUUGGCCACUAAUAAUUGCUUCUUGAUCACAGCUAUGGGCUGUGACUGCUAUGUGGCCAUCUGCAAACUCCUGAGGUACACAGUCCUCAUGAACAAAGGAGUGUGUGCUAGGUUAGUCUGUGUGUCCUUUGGCACUGGUCUGGUUAUGGCAGUUCUCCAUAUAAUGGCCGUGUUCAAUUUGCCCUUCUGUGGCAUUUACCCAGUCAUGAAACUUUCUUGCAUUGAUACCACUAUCAAUGAGAUUAUCAAUUAUGGUGUAAGUUCAUAUGUGAUUUUUGUUCCUGUGGGCCUGUUCUUCACCUUCUAUAUCCUCAUUAUCUCUUCCAUCCUGAAGAUACCUUCAACCAAGGGCUGGAAGAAGAGCUUUGCCAUAUGUGCCUCCCACCUCACUGUGGUCAUGGUCCACUAUGGCUGUGCCUCCAUUGCCUACCUCAAGCCCAAGUCAGAAAGCAAAGAAAAAGAUCUUCUUCUCUCUGUGACCUACACCAUCAUCACUCCUCUGCUGAACCCUUGUUUACAGUCUGUUGUUGUUUACAGUCUGAGGAACAAGGAGGUCAAGGAUGCCCUAUGCAGAGCUGUGGGCAGAAACACUUCUUAA
This is a messenger RNA of Eubalaena glacialis (North Atlantic right whale), 915 nucleotides long. Its product is annotated as olfactory receptor 10J5. Lineage: Eukaryota; Metazoa; Chordata; Mammalia; Artiodactyla; Balaenidae. The record is from RefSeq and is a predicted model, not a curated record. Gene Ontology annotation, biological process: G protein-coupled receptor signaling pathway. Gene Ontology annotation, molecular function: olfactory receptor activity. Gene Ontology annotation, cellular component: membrane.